AUGGCCGGCUCCAUGAAGUCCCACAAGAACGUCCUGCUCUUCUACUGCGAGGAGAUGCGGGACCUCGCGCAGCAGGUGGCCGCCCGGAACGAUGACAUCGAGCUGCGCUCCAUCUCAUGGAGAAAAUUUCCCGAUGGAUACCCGAAUUUGUUCAUCUCGAAUGCCCACAACAUUCGUGGGCAGCAUGUUGCCUUUCUGGCUUCGUUUAGCUCGCCCAGUGUCAUAUUUGAGCAACUAUCUGUCAUAUAUAAUCUGCCAAAGUUGUUUAUUUCUUCAUUUACUCUUAUACUCCCAUUUUUCCCAACCGGGACUUCUGAGCGCAUGGAAGAUGAAGGAGACGUUGCAACCGCCUUUACACUUGCCAGAUUUUUGUCAAAUAUACCAAUAUCACGAGGUGGACCUUCAAGUUUAGUAAUUUUUGAUAUCCAUGCUUUGCAGGAGAGAUUCUACUUUGGAGACUCAGUCUUACCAUGUUUCGAGAGUGGCAUCCCCUUGCUAAAAAGUAGGCUUCAGGAGCUACCUGAUUCCCAUAAUAUAACCAUAGCAUUUCCAGAUGAUGGUGCAUGGAAGCGCUUCUAUAAGCAACUUCAACAUUUUCCUAUGGUUGUAUGUAACAAAGUUAGAGAAGGGGAGCAAAGAAUUGUACGGAUAAAAGAGGGAGAUCCUAGAGGCCGUCAUGUUGUUAUAGUGGAUGACUUGGUUCAGUCUGGUGGUACUUUGAUUGAGUGCCAGAAAGUACUGGCAGCUCAUGGAGCAGCAAAGGUCAGUGCAUACGUGACACAUGGCAUUUUCCCCAAUAACUCAUGGGAGAAAUUUCAGCAUGAUAAUGGAGAGGGUCCGGAGCAUGGCCUGAGCCACUUUUGGCUUACUGAUUCAUGCUCCCUUACUGUCAAUGCGGUGAAGGGCAGGCGGCCAUUUGAAAUUCUAAGUCUGGCUGGACCUAUUGCUUCUGCUCUCCAGAUUUAG
Molecule: messenger RNA, 966 nt
Organism: Miscanthus lutarioriparius
Lineage: Eukaryota; Viridiplantae; Streptophyta; Magnoliopsida; Poales; Poaceae
Source: the annotation of a GenBank genome assembly